Trypanosoma brucei brucei TREU927 is the source of this 375-nucleotide messenger RNA. RefSeq lists its product as hypothetical. Lineage: Eukaryota; Euglenozoa; Kinetoplastea; Trypanosomatida; Trypanosomatidae. The record is from RefSeq and is a predicted model, not a curated record. The transcript has a single exon. Bases 1 to 375 code for a protein of 124 amino acids.
AUGGGAAUGGUUUGUCUUGGGGCCACUAAAGAGUUGCCGUCGCAUGCGCCAUAUUCCGCAUCACUGCCUCUGAAGAAAAUCCCACAUGAUUUAUUAGUUGUUGAUGGAGGGAUGUGUGGCUUACCUCAUUACUUCUCAAAUGCUUUGCAGGAGAAAGCACUGACGUACUGCAUAUUACGAUCUUUAGAUGCUGAUCAAGCCUCUGUUGAUGCCGAUAUAUUUCGUUUACUAGGGAGAUAUGUUGUAACUGAAGCCGAGGUUAACACAUCUUGCCAAGAGGUGAAAAGUCUUUACGCGGGAUACUUUGAUGGAGCAGCGGCUCAACAAAAAAGUCGCCUUGGCUGCUGCUCGUGGUUGCGGUUGGAUGCCGUGUGA